AUGAUUUUCAUCUCCUAUGUGAGAAUCAAUGCUAAAAGUGUUAGCGUUUCUGUGAAAAACGGGAUAAUUAACGGAAAAACCGAAACAAUUGAUGGCAAACAUGUGAAUGUCUUUUUAGGCAUUCCUUAUGCUGAACCACCCGUUCAUGACUUGAGAUUUAAAAAGCCGGUGCCCAUCAAGAAGUGGACACAACCUAUAGAUGCAACCAAAUGGCCGAACCCUUGCUAUCAAUUGCCACUUAUUAUAACUUCAAUGAAAAAUAAUAACUUCAGUGAAGAUUGUCUUUAUUUGAAUAUUUGGUCACCAAUUAGUUCCCAAUCUGAUGAUAGUUUAAAGGCAGUCAUGUUUUUCAUACAUUCCGGUGCCUUUCUUUACGGCACUUCCAGUGAUGAACACAUUGAAGGCUUGGCAUUGUCUGCGAUGGGAGAUGUAGUGGUGAUCACUAUUAACUAUAGGUUAAAUACGUUUGGAUUUCUAUAUACGGGAACCGAUGAGAGUCCGGGAAAUAUGGGUUUAUUAGACCAGUCAUUAGCUCUGGAAUGGGUUAAUGAUAAUAUCAGGUACUUUGGCGGCGAUUCCCACAGAAUAACAGUGUUUGGCGAAAGUUCCGGUGCCUGGGCUACCAGUUUGCACAUCAUAUCUCCCAUUAAUCGGAAUCUAUUCAAAAACGCUAUCCUUAUGUCCGGCGCUGCGCUUAAUUACGGUUUAGUGGUUGAGCCCAACAUUGCUCUCAAGUAUUGGUUAAAACAAUCAAAACUUAUCGGUUGUUGCGAUGAACUCAACGCUUGUGACGAGAAGUUUACGAAACAUAAGGCGCUGCGCUUAAUUACGGUUUAG
This is a messenger RNA of Oppiella nova, 837 nucleotides long. The record is from the annotation of a GenBank genome assembly. Lineage: Eukaryota; Metazoa; Arthropoda; Arachnida; Sarcoptiformes; Oppiidae.